Molecule: messenger RNA, 2151 nt
Organism: Pistacia vera
Lineage: Eukaryota; Viridiplantae; Streptophyta; Magnoliopsida; Sapindales; Anacardiaceae
Product: probable serine/threonine-protein kinase At1g54610
Exons: 7
Coding region: 1-2151 (716 amino acids)
Biological process (GO): protein phosphorylation; positive regulation of transcription elongation by RNA polymerase II
Cellular component (GO): nucleus; cyclin-dependent protein kinase holoenzyme complex
Molecular function (GO): RNA polymerase II CTD heptapeptide repeat kinase activity; cyclin-dependent protein serine/threonine kinase activity; ATP binding
Source: RefSeq, a predicted model, not a curated record
AUGGGCUGCAUUUGCUCAAAAGGGUCGGCGCCAGAUGAUGAUGUAACUGCGGAUGAAAGACAGAAAGAGUUGAAUAUUGCUUCCGUGCAAUUGACUGCACCCGCCCCUUCAUUGAAAGAUGAGUUUAUAGUGAGAAAAAGUGCGGUGAAAGAGGAUUCUAUAGUGAGGAGAUUGAGGGAGGAUUCUCAAGUAAGAAAAUCCGGUCCUGCUCCGGGUCCUGGUGGUGUAGGGAAUGCAUCAGGGCGGCCGUCGUUUAGGAGUGGUGGUGGUGGGGGAGGAGGAGGAGGAAGAGCAGGGAAUGCAUCAGGACAGCUGUCGUUUAAGAUUGGUGGUGGUGGUGGAGGGAAUGCAUCAGCGAGGCCGUCGUUUAAGGCUAAUCCGAGUUCUGCGAGUGGUUUAUUGGAAGAUGCUGAGAAGAAGACAAUGAUUGUGGUUGUGGAGGGGCCAAAGAGAUCACGUCAUCAAAGAUGUGCUACAAUGGAUGUUGGAGUUGCCAUUGCAGGCAUUGAAGGACAAUCACAGUCACAGAUGUCGAGGAUGGUUGGCUCGCCGCUUGGUGCUGAAGGAGAGCAAGUUGCCGCUGGAUGGCCAUCAUGGUUAGCUUCAGUUGCAGGUGAAGCUAUAAAAGGGUGGGUGCCCCGGCGGGCAGACUCCUUUGAGAAGAUAGAAAAAAUUGGACAAGGAACUUAUAGCAGUGUAUACAAGGCCCGUGAUCUUGAAACUGGUAAAAUUGUUGCAUUGAAGAAGGUGCGGUUUGUCAACAUGGAUCCAGAAAGUGUUCGUUUUAUGGCCAGAGAAAUCUACAUUUUGCGUAAAGUUGAUCAUCCAAAUGUUAUGAAGCUUGAGGGUCUAGUCACUUCAAGAAUGUCAGGCAGCUUGUACCUAGUUUUUGAGUACAUGGAGCAUGACCUUGCCGGGCUUGCAACAACACCAGGCAUCAAGUUCACCGAAUCUCAGAUCAAGUGUUAUAUGCAACAGUUGCUUCGUGGACUUGAUCACUGCCAUAGUCGUGGUGUUUUGCACCGAGACAUAAAAGGUUCAAAUCUUUUGAUAAACAAUGAUGGAGUUCUCAAGAUUGGAGACUUUGGUCUGGCAACAUUAUUAGAACCUGAUCAAAAUCAACCAUUAACGAGUCGAGUUGUGACUUUGUGGUACCGGGCACCUGAGCUUUUGCUUGGUGCUACAGAGUACGGACCUGCUAUAGAUUUGUGGAGUGCUGGUUGCAUCCUUGCAGAAUUGUAUGCGGGAAAACCUAUUAUGCCUGGACGAACAGAGGUGGAGCAAAUGCAUAAGAUCUUUAAGCUCUGUGGUUCACCCUCUGAUGAGUACUGGCAGAAAAGAAAACAUGCUGAUGCAACUAGUUUCAAACCUCAACAGCCUUACAUGCGCCGCCUUCCUGAAACAUUCAGAAAUUUCCCUCGUUCAGCAUUGUCUCUGGUUGAUAAACUCCUUUCGAUGGAACCUGAAGAUCGGAGAUCAGCUGCUUCAGCACUAAAGAGUGAGUUCUUCACGACAGAACCACUCCCUUGUGAUCCAUCAAAUAUGCCAAAAUAUCCACCAAGCAAGGAACUUGAUGCAAGGCGUCGUGACGAGGAAGAAAGAAGGCAAAGGGCAGAUGCUGUAAAAAGACGUGGACCUGAAUCCGUUAGACAGAUGUCAAGAGAUUUGCGUACACCAGAAUUCAUUGCUCAAGGACAGUCAAAAACCACAAGCAUCAGCCACAAGUACAAUUCACAGGAUGAUGCUGGGGCUGGCUUUCCAAUUGACCCACCCAGGGGACAUAUGCAGAAGGGCUACUAUAAGACUAGCUCAGUCGUUCACCCUAGCGCCAUUUGGAAUAAGAACGCUUCUAACAGAAUAGGUACAGAAUUGAGGGCACAGAGAUCUCAACAUCCUCAGGAAGAUGCUUCGCUUAGAAGUAAUGAUAGAAUUUUCACCAAAGAACCUGGAACGGGGUAUGUGCCAAAGAAAAACAGAAUUCAUUACUCUGGACCGUUGAUGCCUCCUGGAGGAAACAUGGAUGACUUACUAAGAGAGCACGAGAGACAAAUCCAACAGGCUGUUCGUAAAGCUCGUCUUGAGAAGUCUGGAACCAACAAAAACAAUGAGGUUCGCGGUCAGACAUACAAUUGCGGAAGAUAUGCCAAGUAA